CCUUUAUAUACGACUGAACUCCUUACAUUCCGAAUCACUCAUGAAUCAACUUAAAACUUAUUGCAUUACAUAUCAAAGCAUCUUACAUCCGUUCUCCUUUUGUUUUCUGUUUCUAUUCUAGCGCUUGAAUCAUGGAUUUGAGGAACUUUCGCUUAGAUGUUCCACUCUUAACAAUCCUGGAAGACAUGCUUGACACCCCAGAGGAGCACGAGAAGUCCCGAAACAACCCAUCUCGAGCUUACGUUCGUGAUGCAAAGGCCAUGGCUGCCACCCCAGCGGACGUGAUAGAAUUCCCAACAGCCUACACAUUCAUUGUCAACAUGCCUGGCAUCAAUCCGAGUGAGAUCAAGGUCCAGGUUGAAAAUGAGAACGUUCUAGUGGUGAGCGGGGAGCGAAAGCGUGAGAAAGAAAAAGAUGAGAAAGAAGGGGUCAAGUACGUGAGGAUGGAAAGGAGGGUUGGCAAGUUCAUGAGGAAGUUCGCAUUGCCUGAUAAUGCGAAUAUGGAGAAGAUAUCUGCAGUUUGUCAGGAUGGGGUUUUGCGAGUGACUGUGGAGAAACUGCCUCCACCUGAACCUAAAAAGCCUAAGACCAUUAAGGUCAAAGUUGCAUGUGGUUGAGUGAGAGUCAUGUUUGACUUGCUGAAAAUGUUAAAGAGAACUGUAUGUGUGUUUCUUUGAGUUUGGCUUUGGUUGUGUGGAUUUUGAAAAUCAUGAAUACAUGAAAUAAAGGUUGAAGUUUAUUCUUCUCUUAGAGCCAUUGUUUCCUGAUCUUCUUUCCCUUCUUCCGUCUGUUCUUUUUCUUUUCUUACCCUAUGUUUCCCAUGCUUAGCUCGUUAAGUACAAAUGAUUUGCCCUACAACAAUUCCCAAUUCCAGAAUGAUAUCCACUUGCUAUCAAGAAAUUACUGUUAAAACUAUAUUUUUGCCCGAGCUGGUAGAAGUUAUAUGACAUAUUAGGCAUCAACUUAAACCAUAGGCUUAACUGCUUAAGACUAUGAGUUUAUGUUGGUAUUUGAUAUUGAUUUGCAAAAUUAAACCUUGAUAUGAUAUCUUUCAGAUUAAAGCAUAUUAAGAUAAUGUUAAGAGUUUAAUCUGUAUGUUCUAAAAUCUA
Molecule: messenger RNA, 1109 nt
Organism: Durio zibethinus
Lineage: Eukaryota; Viridiplantae; Streptophyta; Magnoliopsida; Malvales; Malvaceae
Product: 17.6 kDa class II heat shock protein-like
Source: RefSeq, a predicted model, not a curated record